AUGUCUUCCAUUACAAAGAACACUCUCCCUACCCAAACCCAACCUCAACCGUCUCCAACCACCAAAGAUACACCACCCGCGACCGAUAUCUCUACCAAAUCAUCCACUAUGCGAUCCAAGUUUAAGGACGAGCACCCGUUUGAGAAACGCAAGGCUGAGGCCGAACGCAUCCGCCAAAAGUACUCCGACCGUAUCCCCGUCAUUUGCGAAAAGGUCGAGAAGUCGGAUAUCGCGACGAUCGAUAAGAAGAAGUACCUGGUCCCCGCCGACCUGACCGUAGGACAGUUUGUCUACGUGAUCCGCAAACGCAUCAAGCUCUCACCCGAGAAGGCCAUCUUCAUCUUCGUCGACGAGGUCCUGCCACCUACAGCUGCCCUGAUGAGCAGCAUUUACGAGGAGCACAAGGAUGAGGACGGGUACGUAUUCACCUUCCGGUCGUAA
Molecule: messenger RNA, 441 nt
Organism: Lachnellula hyalina
Lineage: Eukaryota; Fungi; Ascomycota; Leotiomycetes; Helotiales; Lachnaceae
Gene: ATG8
Product: Autophagy-related protein
Exons: 2
Coding region: 1-441 (146 amino acids)
Biological process (GO): cellular response to nitrogen starvation; macroautophagy
Cellular component (GO): cytosol; autophagosome; fungal-type vacuole membrane
Molecular function (GO): phosphatidylethanolamine binding
Source: RefSeq, a predicted model, not a curated record